GCCCUCUCCCGGGGGAGAGCAGAGGAGCCUUAAUAAAUCUCUAAGCCGAGGAGGAAACUCUGGCUGGGGCAGCGCGCCGAGCUCCGGCUGCUCCUGGGGUGCGGCGACCGAGCGGCGGCGCCGGCGGCGGCAGGAGCAACACAGCGGGCAAAAUACAAAGAGGCCACGACAGAAGGGAGCCCUCGGCCCACUCGCGUAAACACAGCCCCCUUCACCGUCGCCUCCCCCUCGCACCGCGCGGUGCUGCCGGGUGCCCGAGGCCUCUCGGACUGUUCUGUGCCUGCGAGACUGCGGAAGGAAGGCUACUGGGGACCAGACGGUCUCCAGUGCGAGUCCCUGAGGGCCAAGUUUCUGGCCACUUUUGCACGCGCCCUCCUUCAGCCCUCGCCCGCCCCUUCCAGCCGCCCAGCUGUUGUUCGCCGCCUCGUGUGCCAGCGGCCCCGGUUCCCAGCCACCAUGGUGACGGUGGAGGAGCUGCGGGAGAUGGACUGCAGCGUGCUCAAAAGGCUGAUGAACCGGGACGAGAACGGCGGCGGCGCCCUGGGGCUGCUGAGCGGCGGCAAGUGCCUGCUGCUGGACUGCAGACCGUUCCUGGCGCAUAGCGCGGGCUACAUCCGAGGCUCGGUCAACGUGCGCUGCAACACCAUCGUGCGUCGGCGGGCCAAAGGCUCCGUGAGCCUGGAGCAGAUCCUGCCCGCCGAGGAGGAGGUGCGCUCCCGCCUGCGAUCCGGCCUCUAUUCGGCCGUCAUCGUCUACGACGAGCGCAGCCCGCGCGCCGAGAGCCUCCGCGAGGACAGCACGGUGUCUCUGGUCGUGCAGGCGCUGCGCCGGAACGCCGAGCGCACCGACAUCUGCCUGCUCAAAGGUGGCUAUGAGAGGUUUUCCUCCGAGUAUCCAGAAUUCUGUUCCAAAACCAAGGCCCUGGCAGCCAUGCCGCCCGCAGGGCCCCCCAGCACGGCCGAGUCCUUGGACCUGGGCUGCAGCUCCUGUGGAACCCCACUGCACGACCAGGGGGGUCCGGUGGAGAUCCUCCCCUUCCUCUACCUCGGCAGUGCCUAUCAUGCUGCCCGGAGGGACAUGCUGGACGCCCUGGGGAUCACGGCCCUGCUGAACGUCUCCUCUGACUGCCCGAACCACUUCGAAGGACACUAUCAGUACAAGUGCAUCCCCGUGGAGGACAACCACAAGGCCGACAUCAGCUCCUGGUUCAUGGAAGCCAUCGAGUACAUUGACGCCGUGAAGGAGUGCCGCGGCCGCGUGCUGGUGCACUGCCAGGCGGGCAUCUCGCGCUCGGCCACCAUCUGCCUGGCCUACCUGAUGAUGAAGAAGCGCGUGAGGCUGGAGGAGGCCUUCGAGUUUGUCAAGCAGCGGCGCAGUGUCAUCUCGCCCAACUUCAGCUUCAUGGGGCAGCUGCUGCAGUUCGAGUCGCAGGUGCUGGCCACGUCCUGCGCCGCCGAGGCCGCCAGCCCGUCGGGGCCCCUGCGCGAGCGCGGCCAGGCCACCCCGACGCCCACCUCGCAGUUCGUCUUCAGCUUCCCGGUGUCGGUGGGCGUGCACGCGGCCCCCAGCAGCCUGCCCUACCUGCACAGCCCCAUCACCACCUCCCCCAGCUGCUAGGGCCGCGCGCGCGGGGAGCCCCCGAACCAGGGGCCUUCAGCGACAGCCCGCCCCAGGCCCCUGCCGUCACUUGUCCCCGGCCGGCCGCCGGGCCGCCAGAUGGCAAUAAGGACUCUGCAGACCUUUCACAGCCGGCAGAGCAGCCCUCCGACUUCCAGCAAUAACGCCGCCCCCGGGCCGGGAAGACCUGGGCGUGGUGUGUGAGUCCCUGUGACGUGGCGGAUGGGAAUCUCUUACCUCAUUUUUCUAAGCAGUAAGGCUUGAAGUUCGGAAACCCACAGGUCCUGGCCAAUGUGCCCACGCAGUUUUACGAAAGGGCAGGGGAGGGGGGAGGCGGGACAAGACAACGACGAGUUGCCCGAAGUGCCUGGUUCUGUGUGCUUGGCCCUUUUUGUGGUUGAGGUUACAGGGACUUUCCUCUAAAGGAGUCUUCGAGGACCCGGUUUUCCCUUCUAAGUCACAAACAGGUGAAAAUUCUGCUUCAUAAUAAAUAAAAGUAUUUAUUAAGAGCUUCCGCGAGAAUCUAAGUACAGGGGGUCUAGCGCAGUGACUGAAGGAUAUGCUUUUGUGACGGCAUAGCGGCGGCUGACGUCACAGUGGGCACAAGAGGCGGCUGACGUCAUAGCGGCCAGGAGGUCCGUGGCCCCCGCGACGGGGCCAGGCUUGCAUCUGGUCCGCCCGGACUGGCGCUGAGGCAGGCAGGGUGCGGUGGAGGAGGAAGAAAGGGACUGCUUUUUAACAACUUUCCAAGCUGGUUCCUGGGCACGUGGACCCCGAAUGACUUCAAACCACAACAGCACAGCCUUUUCUCUCUGAUGCUCAAUAAUUCAGUUCGGCAGGUGGGAGCAUUUUUCUCAGCCACCUGCCUGAGGACUUGCAGACCAUCUGUGACAAAUGCCAUAUCCUAUCAGGUGCUCUAGACACGCUGGGUGCAGUUCAGCUUGUCCCGGGCCCUCGGGGAGGCCAGCCAGCUAGAGGCACACGGAAACGAAUCCUUUUGGACAUGGAAAUACCACCUUUUCUCCUUUGCAUACGUACGCUGGAGAUUUUCAUGUUCGGGGGUUACUUGGCAUGAAGUGCAACCCACAAGUUUAAAUUCCUGGUUUAGGGGAAUGUCUUCAAUGGGGCGCUUUUGAAUAAAAAGGGGAGUGGACCCCGCAUUUCAGGUCUCCCUGAAGUCCAGGAUGGCAAAAGCGUGAGAAGGGAGCUGGGGUAGAGACUUUGCUUAGGAGGUGGCUGUGGGCUCCGAUGAAGGGCACCAUGGGCAUUUGGGUGCCGUUUCAGGGUCCUGCCUUGAGAUACUGCCACGGGAAGGGGCCUCCCAAACAGGGGAAGGACUUCUGGAGGGAGAAGGGGCUUUCUGUGGGUUGGGCUUGCGGGGAGGGAGAGGGAAAGCAGCUACGUGUUACUUUGUAGUUGUGUGGAACAGUGUUGUUUCGGAGUGCUGGAUUAGAGGUAAUUGCAAACUUGUCUAGAAAUGAGAGCAUUUUUUUUUAGUCCCUGGAGAGUCUAGAUCUAAAUGGACAUUCUUGCUCGCCUGUAGAUAACGUCCAGCCUGUGUCUGGGCGGUGUUGGGAUGCACUUCUCAGCCUGGCGGUCCAGACAGGGCCUGGUUCCUACAUUUCCUUCGCGAACGUGAACCCGUGUUGGCAUUAUUCAUCCUGCCUCUGUCAGGCCCUGUCCUUGGGUGGUGAUGGCCGAGAUUCCCUCCUUCCCCGGGAGCUGCCCAGCUGAAUAGUCAGGGGCGAGGGGUGGUGGGGCUGGGGUUCCUGGACAGUGGAACUGUUCAGACACAGCACAAUUGGACGUUCCCCCCUUUUCCUUGAUUCCUGGAAGUCCCUUCGUGUUUUGUGGUAAAUGAGGUCAGGUGGGUUCUGCAGCUGAAAAAGCUAUGGAUUCCAACAGUGGGUAGGCCUGGAGGAGGGCUGCUCGAGGGGGGAGGGAAAGUAUACAUUUGCCAAAACCUAUGUAUCCUGCUUCCCCAGACGAUCCCAGCCCCAUGGAUGUCAGAGCUCGGGUCCAGCCCAUUCAGGCCUUCCCCCGCCUUGCAAUGCGAGUCUUCUAGCGCAGUGUCAACUGCUAUUUAUAAAGCCAUCUUCUGGGUACUGGUAACAGCGUGAGUCCCCAGACUCUCAGAAAUAAAGUAGAGAAUUGGCUUGAUUGGAAAAGGGGGUUUGGGGUUAUUCUCUCAUCAUCAGAAGCCACUCGGAUGACUUGGAGUAGCUCCAUGAAGAUAUCACCACAGGGUCAGUCCAAAUGGCCAGUGGCUUUCAGUCGCCAUCCCUCCCAUGAAGUGGCUCCUGGUGAUGAGGCAUUUCUGUGAUGGCCGCUUCCACUGAUGACCAGCUGUGCUGUGGGCUACUAAAGUCAGUGGACCCUGUCUUCUGUAGAGACCAAGGUGUGCUGCCAGUUGCCUUUCAGAACCGGUGCGGCGUAAGGGUGUUUUUUAUGGGAUGUCAGUUAUACAACCAAUAAGAUGUUCACUACCAAAAAUUCAAACAACACAAAUACAUGAGUAAGGGAGCAGCAAGGGAAAUGGACCUGGCUUCCCCACGGAGCAGCAUCCUGCUGAAGUCACCGUGAGCAGGUGGCCUGGAGCGCCCAGCUCAGUCCUCUCCUGAGGCCCUUGUCCUCAGGUGCUCAUUCCAGGUGGAUUCCAGAUGGAUUUCAACAAGGUCGGGAAGCCACGAGGCCAUUUUUAAAAUCCUUGGAAGGUGGACAGAGGGAGGUGGGAUGGUUGAUUCAAAUGUGAGGGGGAGGGGCUGUUGGCCACCAAGCCCACCUUAAAGCAGUGGUGACCUUGCCCACUCCCGUCAGUUGGGGAGCUUAGAAAACCCUGCUGCCAGGCUAUCCCAGACCAAUUCAGCCAGGAUUUCUGGAAGAGGGCCCCAGGCAUCAGCAUGUUUCAAAGCCCUCCACGCCACCACCAGGGGCUUGUCACUGGUUCAGCCUGGUCUCACUUGCAGUCCCAGCCUGGCUGAGGAUCAAGGCGGUUUCUCUCAGGAGCUCAAGGAGCAUGUGACCUGAAGGGGCCACCAUUUCAUGCUUGAAAGCUGAUCUGGGGAGUAUUGUUAGGGAACUGAAUAGUGUCUGCAUGUUGAUGUUUUUCCUGGGAAGUCUCCUUGUCUGUCAAGAUGGAGAGUUUCACCUCUUUGAAGAUGCCCCUCCCGCCUCCCAGGAGCACAGGGGCGGCCAGCGUUCCUCAGAGUUUGAGUCAUCCCAGGGCGAGGCUUCUUCACCACCGAGCAAUGCAAUACUUGUAACUUGUGUAAAUAGCCCCACCUUCCGGAGCGAUGUCAUUUCUACAUUUGAUAUGCUUGUAUCUCUGUGGGAUGCAUAUAGUGUAGGGGAUUUUUUUUGUUUUGUUUGAUUUCGUUUUUUUAGAAAAGUCAACAUGUCUGUUUUUAUUUAUUGCUUGAAAAAGAUCAUUUGACAAAAAAAUAAAUGCAUUUUCAACCA
Molecule: messenger RNA, 5076 nt
Organism: Myotis daubentonii (Daubenton's bat)
Lineage: Eukaryota; Metazoa; Chordata; Mammalia; Chiroptera; Vespertilionidae
Gene: DUSP4
Product: dual specificity phosphatase 4
Biological process (GO): endoderm formation; negative regulation of MAPK cascade; protein dephosphorylation
Cellular component (GO): nucleus; cytoplasm
Molecular function (GO): MAP kinase tyrosine/serine/threonine phosphatase activity
Source: RefSeq, a predicted model, not a curated record